AUGGCCGGAGAAGAAGAGAAGCUGCGGAUUAAUUUGAAAACGACCUAUGCCGAUGCGGUGGUAGAUAUCAGACAAAUAGUUUUAGGAGAGACAUCCAGGAAGAAGACCUCUCAUAUUCAGCAAAGGCAACAAAAGCAGCUUUCUGAAGCAGUGUGUGCGCUGCUGAAUUCAGGAGGAGGAGUAGUGAGGAUAGAGAGCAAAGACAAGAAUUACUGCUUUCAGGAGCACGGCAUCGGCCUGGACAUAGAGCAGAGCCUCAGGGGGUGCAUCGACUGCACUGACACCCGUGAAUACUUCACGUGGAUGCAGCAGCGGAGUCACUUGCUGCUUUUUGUUAAAACAUGGAGCUGCGGAGACGUGGAGCAGAAAAGUGCAGCCGCAAAGCCGCGGAUCUGUAGCUUGAGCACUGGUUUGUCCCGUAGGUCUUUCACUUCGGUUGUCCCUAUGACUUCAAGAGAUGCUGCUGAGUUUCUGAGGCAGAAGAAAAGCUGUGCCGAGUGCCGUGAUGAGAAUGAGCCAAAGGCUAAGAAAGCUCUGCUGAAUUUUGAUGGGGGAGCAAGGGGGAGCCCUCCAAACACCGAGGAGUGCAACAUCCAAGAUGCCGCUGCCAGGUUUUUAAAGAGAGACAAACUGAUGUUUGAGGAGGUCCUGGAUUUCACAGAGACAACACAUAUUGAAUUUAAGAACUUCUCUACAGAGAAUAUCUCAAAAUACAUUAGCAAAACCCUUCCGAACUAUGUCUCUGCCUUUGGAAACACUGAGGGCGGUUAUUUAUUUUUUGGAGUGAGCAACGCCAGGAAAGUAAUAGGAAGCCAUGGUAAAAUAAAGAAAGAAGAUUUAGAAAAAACAGUAGCUGAUGUCAUGACCUCGAUACGCGUCCAUCACUUCUGCGACUCUAAGGCUCGUGUGCAGUUUAAGACUCACAUCUUGAACGUUUAUGACGAAGCAGAAAGCUUGCGGGGCUAUGUAUGCGCUGUGCGAGUUGAACCAUUUUGCUGUGCUGUUUUCCACAGCAAUCCUGAAUCCUGGAUUGUGAAGGGUGAAUACAUCGAAAGACUGGAGGUCAGGGAAUGGGUGGAGCUCAUGACAGCUGCAGACCCAGAUCUUUCAAAUCUGGCUGAUAAAUUUAUGAAUGAGCUCAGUUUGUCAAAUGGUCCUCCUCUUAUCAAGCCAGUUUAUUCACACGCUGGUCUCCAGUGUGUGUCUGAACUCCAAGAAUGCCUCUACCCAGUGGGUUCUAAUGAAAUGGAAUGGAAGCCAGAAACCAUUUGCACUGACCUGUUCUCAGAGUAUCCUGGAUUAGAGGAUUUAAUGAAAAAACAAAUCCGUCCACUUAACGAGGGGGUACUGAUAUUUUCAAGAAGUUGGGCUGUUGACAUUGGAUUGCCAAAAAACCAGGAUGUUGUGUGUGAUGUUCUCUUAGUAGCUAAAAAUGCAUAUCCAGUACUGUAUACUGUAGUCAAGGAUGCCUCUUCUGCUGCAAAUGAAAACUUAAAAGAAACUGCUUAUGAAUUAAAGCAGAAGCUAGUCAAUAAUGGGGGAUACACUUCAAAAGUGUGUGUGAUUCACCAAAUACUGCACCUGAAUGGCACAAAGAACCAGAUGGAAGUUGCAGAGGAUGACGUUCCCCAGCAAGAAAACCAAGAAAACCUCUGUGGUUAUGCCAUUUUUUAUCCGAAGAAUUACGCCCUCACCUCCAGGGACAUCCCUGCGUUCCUACGCGCACUUGUGAUCGUUGUGCUGGGCUUUAAGUCCUACUUAAGUGACCAUCUUGGCUGUGAGAUUUUCAAUGUUCUCACUCUCAAACAGUAUGAGCUGCUUUCCAGGAACCUGCACAAAGCCAAGAAGCAGUUUGUCCUUGGUCUUCCUGGAACAGGGAAAACAAUCGUGGCCUCAAAGAUCAUUGAGAGAAUAAGAAAUAUUUUUCACUGCUCUGCAAAAGAGAUACUCUACAUUUGUGAAAAUCAACCCUUGAAGAAGUUUGUGGGAAAUGAGAUGUGCCAGUCAGUGACACGCGUUGCCUUCUUAACUAGGAACUUCCCAGAAGUGAAACACAUUGUGGUUGAUGAAGCUCAGAAUUUUCGUCCUGAAGAAAACUGGCACCAACGUGCCCGGGAGCUAGUCAAGAAAAACAGUGGCAUUUUCUGGGUCUUCCUGGAUUUCUUCCAGUCCACUCACCCAUAUGGUUGUGGUCUUGAGUUUUCAGAACUAUAUCCUCAGGAAUGGUUGACCAAAGUGGUCCGUAAUGCCAUGCAAAUAUGCGAUGUCAUGUUUGAUCUAAUGAGCAAAAUCCUCCGAGAACGUAACACAGAUAUGCCCUAUGAGGUGCUGAAAGAGUUGUUUAAACAGGCUGAAUGUGCCCAUUCUUAUUCAGGUGACUACAUAAUGAAAAAAAAUAUGGGAACACAUGAAAUGGCAAAGUACGUGACGAGGCAGUGCAACAGCUACAUCCAGCAAGGCUAUCCCGUCAGGGAUAUUGCAAUCCUGUGCAGUACGCAGGAUGCAGCCCAGGAGUUCCGUCAGAUAUUGGAACCUGAGCUAAAAAGACAAAUAAGGAAAGGCAGGGUGAGGUUGGCCUUGGGGUCAGCGGAGGAUGUUUUAGAAAACGUCAUUGUUCUUGACAGCAUCCGACGCUUCUCAGGCCUAGAAAGGAGGAUUGUGUUCGGCAUCCACCCUGUCCCUGCACAGGAGGAGAUAUCUCUCAAUCUUUUGCUCUGUUUGGUGUCCAGAGCCAACACUAAACUCCAUUUGCUAUAUCACUAA
This is a messenger RNA of Tauraco erythrolophus (red-crested turaco), 2763 nucleotides long. RefSeq names its product schlafen family member 11. NCBI's taxonomy places the organism in Eukaryota, Metazoa, Chordata, Aves, Musophagiformes, Musophagidae. The record is from RefSeq and is a predicted model, not a curated record.